CAAAGUCAUAGGGCGAUUUAAACUCUUGAACGUUCGUGUAAUUUUCAGACAGAAAGGUGCGAUAUGGCAUCAGUAACGGAAUUCAUACCGGACCCCAUCGAUCUCGAGGAGGAUAUCAAACGCAGGGACGAUCUAGCGGAAUCAACCAGACGUGAAAAAUAUAUCGCAGCUCGCAAAAUACAGGCUUGGAUCCGCGGUAUUCUCACUCGCAAUCAUUUGCGACUACUGCACAAAAGCGCGAUCAUCAUUCAGCGCCAUUGGAGGGGUCAUAUAACCCGGGUCGCCGUUGACCUGUACUUGGUUGAACAUGUCCAUCAGUUGUGGCAGAAUUAUUACGACCAAAUGGCUACAAGGAUCCAAGCUAUUUGGCGGGGUUAUUGGGUCAGAAAGACCGUACUCGAUAUUCCUAAAAUGCGGCGCUGGUUGAAAAGCGUUUACGCGAAGAAUCAAGAAACCGUGGAAAAUAUGAGAAAGUUCAGGUAUGAUGUAAUUAAGUACGAAGAAGCUGUCAUGGAACGUGAAUCGAUGCAAUGUAUAUUGUUCAUCCUCUUCAAGCUGCAUCAUUUAUUAAGAACACAUGAACGUCCAGGUGUGAUCACCAGGAUAGACAAAACACGUUUCACCUUCAUCGAGCAGAUGCUGAAGUGUUUCGAAUACAGAAGAUACGCAGGAAGAAAGAGAAGAACCUGUCGUGAUUGUCAAAUAGAUCGUAAACCAACGUUACUCUUAGGAGGAACUUACUACGAAAGGUGUGAGAAAGAAAUUCGAGAAAUCGAGAGGAGUAUCCGAAUUGGAAAGACGCCAGUCUCUAGAAGUAGACCGUACGAGGAAGAUGAGAAAAUCCAACGAAAAUGGAACCAACUAGAUCUCGAGGCUUCGAUACACGAGAAAUACUUAAGAAAUUCAACGUGCAAUAUAGAAAUGAAAGAAGUACGAAAGAAAGAUUCCUGUAAUUUAAAAAUUGAAAUUCCUUGCACUGGAGCGAAGGAUCUUUACAAAGAAAUUGAGAAAAUGGAUUGUCAUUUGAAUCAACUUCGUCUGAGGUGUCCAAUUCACGAACCAUCAUCUUCAUGUUCUACCACUAAAGGUAAACAUUAACACAGAGAAUUAAGAAGAAGUUACCAAACUAACAUGAAUGUAUAUCUUAUCAUUUCUAAAUGAUGCAAAAGAAAAUAGAAAAGAAAGGUUAUUGAAAACAAUCGAUUUUAUUAAUACAUCGCUUUGCGUUCUAAAUACAAAAUACUAAACUGCUACAACUACUUAAAAAAAAACACAAUUAGAUUCUUAUCAGAUACACAUUAGGCCGUGCAAG
Molecule: messenger RNA, 1312 nt
Organism: Osmia bicornis bicornis
Lineage: Eukaryota; Metazoa; Arthropoda; Insecta; Hymenoptera; Megachilidae
Product: spermatogenesis-associated protein 17-like
Exons: 5
Coding region: 64-1098 (344 amino acids)
Biological process (GO): mitotic cell cycle; spindle organization; establishment of meiotic spindle localization
Cellular component (GO): spindle pole
Molecular function (GO): protein binding
Source: RefSeq, a predicted model, not a curated record